GUGAUGCUUGGCGGCGCCUGGUUUACAUCCCACCUGGGUGACCCGGACACCAUUCCUCACAGCGAGUUGUUAAGCAGAGCUCAGGCGGCUGUGAAGAAGCACCUCGGCAUCUCCGCGGAGCCUCUUCGCUCCAUCGUUAAAGUCCAUAAGUCCUGCAUCCCUCAGUACUCGCUCGGCCACUGGAAACACAUGGAAAGUGCUACUUCCCAAUUGAAGCAACACAAUCUGCCCCUUAGCCUGGUGGGCGCUUCUUAUGCUGGGGUCUCCGUCAACGAUUGCAUCUUCAGCGCCCAGACAGCGGUGGCUCACCUCGCGGGCGGCAUCUCCUGAGCACGAGCCGAGUUCUGGAUUCCUGGGAUCCACCCUCUCUUGAGGACUUUUUGAGGAAAGAGUUGAAUAACAGAAUAAGAGAGCUGGAAGGGACCUUGGAGGCCUUCUAGUCCAACCCCCUGCUCAAGCAGGAAACC
This is a messenger RNA of Thamnophis sirtalis, 467 nucleotides long. The record is from RefSeq and is a predicted model, not a curated record. Lineage: Eukaryota; Metazoa; Chordata; Lepidosauria; Squamata; Natricidae.